This is a messenger RNA of Histoplasma mississippiense, 1104 nucleotides long. RefSeq lists its product as hypothetical. Gene Ontology annotation, biological process: nucleosome assembly. The record is from RefSeq and is a predicted model, not a curated record. The transcript has 4 exons. NCBI's taxonomy places the organism in Eukaryota, Fungi, Ascomycota, Eurotiomycetes, Onygenales, Ajellomycetaceae. The coding region runs from base 1 to 1104 and encodes 367 amino acids. Gene Ontology annotation, cellular component: nucleus; chromatin. Gene Ontology annotation, molecular function: chromatin binding; histone binding.
AUGUCGGAACCCAUUCGAAACAAGAAAGUGGAAUUUCCCACAGCCCCUACCCCCCAAAACACCCCAGCUAACAAUGCUCCCAUCUCCUCGCAUGCCCAACAACCUGGUGUCGCCAGCAUUAAAGAAGAGGACCUCGACCGUGCAACGGCAGCUUCGCUCUUUGCGCAAAACCCAAAACUGAUUUCCAUGAUCCAGGGGAGACUUGGGUCUUUGGUUGGCCGAUCGUCUGGUUAUGUGGAGUCUCUCCCUGCGCCCGUUCGUCGUCGUGUAACAGGCCUGAAAGGAAUCCAGAAAGAGCAUUCAAAACUUGAGGCGGAAUUCCAACAAAAAGUCCUCGAGCUAGAAAAGGAAUACUUUGCCAAAUUUAAACCUUUGUACGCUAAACGUGCGACUAUCGUCAACGGACAAUCUGAGCCUACCGAAGACGAAGUACAGGCUGGUAAACCAGAAGAUGAGGACGAAGAGCGGGAUUCUAAGGCGAAGGAUGAAGCAAAAUCGGAAGAUAUUGAUGUGCCUGUAGCCGCUGGUAUUCCCGAGUUCUGGCUCUCUGCCAUGAAGAACCAUAUCUCUCUUUCUGAAAUGAUCACCGACAGGGACGAGGAGGCAUUGAAACAAUUGACCGACAUUCGUAUGGAAUAUCUCGAACGUCCCGGUUUCCGCCUGAUAUUCGAGUUUGCUGAAAACCAGUUUUUUACCAACAAAACCAUCUCUAAGACCUAUUACUAUCAGGAAGAAAGUGGUUACGGUGGCGAUUUCAUUUACGAUCAUGCCGAGGGCGAUGAGAUUGAAUGGAAAGAGGGCAAGGACCUUACCGUCCGAUACGAAAGCAAAAAGCAACGAAAUAAAAGUACCAAGCAGACCCGCGUUGUGAAGGUCAAGGUUCCCACAGAUUCGUUCUUCAAUUUCUUCUCCCCACCAAAAGUGCCAGCAGGUGGUGACGAUGACGCGGCAUCCGAUAUUGAAGAGCGACUGGAGUUGGACUACACUCUUGGUGAGGACAUUAAGGAGAAACUCAUUCCCCGAGCCGUCGACUGGGUUCACCGGAGAAGCUCUUCAAUUUUGAGGAAUACGAUGAGGGAGAUGGACAUGGGACGAUUUCGAUGA